Molecule: messenger RNA, 2726 nt
Organism: Carassius carassius (crucian carp)
Lineage: Eukaryota; Metazoa; Chordata; Actinopteri; Cypriniformes; Cyprinidae
Exons: 2
Coding region: 221-1528 (435 amino acids)
Molecular function (GO): nucleic acid binding
Source: RefSeq, a predicted model, not a curated record
GCCUGCUGGGUUUGGGACAAUCAUGAUGAGAGAGAUUCAUCACUUCUCAGAUGCCAGCAUGAGAGGAUAUGGCCAGUGCUCAUACCUUAGGCUCAAGAAUGAGCAAGGUAACAUCCAUUGUUCUUUGCUCAUGGCUAAAUCUAGAGUAGCCCUGCUUUAGGUCACCACAAUCCCUCGAUUAGAGUUGACUGCUGCGGUUGUGUCAGUUGCAGUGAAUGAUAUGUUGAAGGAAGAAAUGAACCUUGGAGAUGCAGAAGCAUAUUUCUGGACUGACUCUCAAGUAGUGUUAGGUUAUAUAAACAAUAAAGCUAGCCGCUUCCACACGUCUGUCGCGAAUCGAGUUCAGAGAAUUCAUCGCACCACAACUCCUCAGCAGUGGCGAUACAUUCCAUCGGAUGAAAAUCCAGCCGAUUAUGCAUCAGGAGGUCUGAGUGUUAAUGAUCUGGUCACUUCCAGCUGGUUCAGAGGACCGGACAUUUUGUGGGAACUGCAAAUACCUUCCCCUGUGGAUGUUAACCCACAACUUCCAAUCGGUGACCCAGAGGUCAAAAAGGCUCAAUCACUUAACACGCAAACAUUACAGUAUUCCUGCUUAUCCAAACGUUUCACAAAGAUUUCUUCAUGGUUCAAAGUCAUCCAAGCAGUUCCAUGCCUACUUCGUCGUGUCAGGAAGGACAAGUCCAUUGAGCACAGUACAGUGGCAGAACGUGAGGAUGCUAAGUGCAUCAUAAUUAAGGACUUACAGAGUCAGAUAUAUGCAGAAGAAAUGGCCUUACUCUGUAAGGGCAAACAGCUCCCAUGCAGCAGCAGGCUAUAUAAUCUAGAUGCCUUUGUUGAUCACAACGGAUUGCUCAGGGUGGGAGGAAGGCUUUGUGAUGCUUCUGCCCCUAACUCUGUUAAACAUCCAGUGUUAUUUCCAAAGGAACAUCAUCUUACAAAACUUCUGAUCGCGGAUUGUCAUGAAAAAAUGGCACAUCAAGGAAAGGGAUUGACUAUCAAUGAGAUCAGAUCAAGAGGAUUUUGGAUUACAGGAGUAAACAGGACUGUAGCAUCCUUUAUACUACAGUGUGUGAGAUGUCGCAAGCUUCGCAGACCCACUGAAGAGCAAAAAAUGGCUAACCUGCCCUCAGAGCGCAUAGAUCCAUCCCCUCCAUUCACAUACAGUGGAAUGGAUGUUUUUGGUCCGUUCAUCACCAGACAAGGUCAUAAAUCGUACAAGAGGUAUGGACUUCUCUUUACUUGUUUCUGUUGCAGAGCCAUCCAUAUUGAGAUGCUGGAUGAUAUGUCCACAGACGCCUUUAUCAAUGGUCUACGUUGUUUCAUCGCUAUUAGAGGAGCAGUAAAUCAAAUAAGGUGUGACCAAGGCACUACUUUCAUUGGAGCCAAGAAUGAGCUCACCAAGGCCAUGGAAGAGAUUGACACCAACCGUCUGGUAACAUUCUUAGCAGAAAAACAGUGUGACUUUGUCUUCAAUGCACCCCAUGCAAGUCGGAGCGCGGAGUUUGGGAGAGACAGAUUAGAACUGUGAGAAGUGUUCUUCAUUCCACUCUGUCCCAGUCAUCUGGAAGACUAGAUGAUUCUUCUCUGCGAACCUUUUUCUAUGAAGCCAUGGCCAUUGUAAAUAGCCAUCCACUCACUGUAGAUAACUUAAGUGAUCCCUGCAGUCCUGAGUCUCUAACCCCUAAUCACCUCCUCACCCUGAAAACUACCCAAGCCUUACUACCCCCUGGCAGGUUUGUCAGAGAAGACCUAUAUGCUCGCAAGAGAUGGCGCCAUGUCCAAUACUUAGCGGAACAGUUUUGGGGACGUUGGCGCAAGGAGUAUGUGUCUAACAUUGCAACAAGACAAUGCUGGCUUUCACCAAGAAGGAACAUGCAAGCUGGAGAUAUAGUCUUGGAGAAAGCCGACGAUCUGCCCAGGAAUGCAUGGCGCUUGGCAGAAGUUAUUUGAGACUGUCGUUGACAAAGAUGGUUUGGUGAGAAGAGUAAAGAUACAUUUUGGAGACAGAAAUCUGGGAAAGGAUGGUAAACGUCUGAACAAACCAUCAUUAGUUGAACGCCCAGUGCAGAAGCUGGUCCUGCUGCUGGAGGCACACUGAACUUCCUGACAUAUCCUUUGAUUUAAGCAGUUUAAAGUAGAACAAGUUUCAGUUUGCUUUACAUCUAGCCUUAAACAUUGGUAUUUUACUUUAGAAAUCAUUCGUGACUAAAGUUUUAAAUUUAUAGUCACUCAUGAUUGGUGGGAGUGUAAAUAACCCUCAGUUAUUUUAAUGAGUUUCCAGGAUUUAUAUAUUAUUCUUAUAUUAUUUAAUUAUAUGCUUUCUUAAUAUUAGUUAACUGUUUGUUAUAUUUUGUAAUGUUAUUUUACACUCUAUAAGUUAUUUAACCGAUAGAGACCUUUAUUUUGAAAGGCGGCUUGACGGAAGUGCUCAGAGCCCGCUCAUGCACGGAGAGCGCGCAAUACGGAGAGAGAGAGAGCGCGCAAAGACGGAGACUGCACACGGCGUUAGAAAUUAAGGACACUUUUAAGUGAAUUUAUGCAUCAGAUUGUUGUUUUAUUUUCAGUAUUUUGUUUGCUGUGAGUUUGUUGCUUGGCACCUGGUUGGAAAGGAGAACAAGCUCUUACGGUGUUGUGAAGUCUAUAAGGACAAUAAACACAAAAAGAAAGACAGUACAACAUCAGUGAAUGAGUUAAAUCCUUUAUUCUUCAACCGGGCUGUCACAGUG